Molecule: messenger RNA, 1560 nt
Organism: Lathyrus sativus (Indian pea)
Lineage: Eukaryota; Viridiplantae; Streptophyta; Magnoliopsida; Fabales; Fabaceae
Source: the annotation of a GenBank genome assembly
AUGGCUGCCAUAUCAUACUCUCUUUCCGAUAAUCUUCGUUCACCGAUCUUAUCACCGCCGUCGAAAAACAAAACUGAAACGGAAAAGAUCUGCAUCGACGACAUGUUUCAGAAAUACUGCGGCGAGUUUGGAAAGUGGCAGUUGAAACACUUCAUUCUCACCAGUCUCGCUUGGGCACUGCAAGCUUUUCACUCCAUGGUUAUGAUUUUCACUGAGCGGGAACCUGAUUGGGUGUGUGUUUCUGGUAUGGAGUGCUCCCCCGGUGGAAGUGUUUGCAGUAUGUCACCGGAGUCGUGGGAGUGGAUCGGCGGAAAAGCUGCUUCUACGGUGACGGAAUGGAAUUUGAUUUGCGGUGAUAAGUAUAAAGUUGGACUUGUUCAGGCUGUUUUCUUCGCCGGUUGUACGAUUGGAGCUGGAGUAUUUGGUCACCUUUCAGACUCAUAUCUAGGAAGAAAACGAUCUCUCACUGUGGUUUGUGCCCUAAGCGCCAUAUUUGGCUGCUUAACAACACUCUCUCCUAACUAUUGGACCUAUCUCCUCCUCCGCCUCCUCACUGGCUUCAGCACCGGCGGGGUUGGUCUCUGCGCCUUCGUCCUCGCCACCGAACCUGUUGGUCCAUCAAAACGCGGCACGGCAGGUUUAUCCACUUUCUACUUCUUCUCCGGCAGCAUUGCAAUUCUCUCUGGCAUCGCUUACAUCUUCCAAACAUGGCGCACACUCUAUAUGGUCACAUCCAUUCCCUCUCUCCUCUACAUAAUCUUCGUCCUUCCCUUCAUCUCUGAGUCCCCAAGAUGGUACCUCAUUCAAGGAAGAAUAAAAGAAGCUACUACGCUCAUGGCCACCAUUGCUUCUUUCAAUGGGAAUCAUCUUCCAGAAGGAGUUGUCCUCGCACUCGACGAAGAAGUAACAAACUCAAAAAAUGAAACAAAUGAUCUUGAUUUCGUGGAUGCGCAAGGUGGAUCCAUUGUCGAUGUUAUUCGCCACCCAGCUACGCGUAUUAGGUUAAUUCUAGCGGUUGCUCUUAACUUCUUAAGCUCGGUGAUGUGGUAUGGUUUAAGUUUAAACGUUACCAAUCUCGAGACCAACCUCUACAUGAACGUGCUUCUGAAUGCCGUUUCAGAGUUACCGGCGUUCAUGCUAAUGGCGGUGUUGUCGUAUAGAUUCGGGAGGAAGCCAUUGACAAUAGGGACAAUGUGGUUUAGCGGAUUCUUUUGUUUAAUGGGGAGUUUGAUGAGUAAUAUAGGGGUGUGGAAAGUGAUUAAAAUGGUAUGUGGUGUUUUAGGUAUAUUUGGGAUAGCAGGGACUUAUAACUUGUUGUUUAUUUACACCACGGAGUUAUUUCCUACGGUGGUGAGGAACACCGCGCUUGGAAGUACAGCGCAAGCGGUGCAAAUGGGGGCGAUAUUGGUGCCUUUUGUGGUGGUUUUGGGUGGUUGGUUGCCGUUUGGGGUGUUUGCAGUGUGUGGGAUUUUAGGUGGGAUGAUUGCAUUCUAUCUGCCGGAGACAUUGAAUAUGCCUCUUUAUGAUACAUUCAAAGGAUUGGAGGCUGGUCUUGCAUGA